UAUUAAUGACCUUACCAGUAAAGACAUCACUAAAGACGAAACAGGUCAAAGAUAUGCUAGUUAGCGUUUCAAAGUUUUUGUUUACGUGAAAAAGAGGCGACAAAGUUAAUCAAAAUGAUAUUGAAGAUCCAGCAGAAUGCUGGGACGUCGUUAUACAUUAUGUUAUUGUGCUUUCCAAACUUCCUCAAUGGAUUACCUAAAAAUCGAGAAAAACGAAGCUUCAUGGACUCUUUUAUGGGAAUAUCUAGAGGAUAUUAUAAUCCAGAAUAUGAAGGUUCCAAUCUAAUUCAAUCUUUCUUAGCACCAGCUCACCAGAUUAAUUUCCAACGUAGUCAAGAUGGUGAUUUUAUAUUACACGUUCCUUUUGAAGAGGAGGCAGAAGUGAAAUUUCUGAAUGUAUAUCAAGAUCCGGAUUGUCCACCUAAUCAAGGUGUGGAGUUUAUUCCAUACCCGCCAAGAACACCAACAAGGUAUCCGUCUAAAGAUACAGUAAUAGACAGCGAUCUAGUGACAUCAGAAAAAGGAAAAAUAUAUAAAUAUACAAGUAGUCCCACAACUACUUUAACCAAUGAUAAUCCAAUGUCUGUUAAAGUUCCCUUAACUAGUAUCGUAGAUAGCAAAGAAUCUACAGAUAUGUCCAAAGCAAUAUCCAAAGAUACAGAUGAAUAUGUAAAAGAUACACAAGAUAUUAACAUUUCAGUUCCUCCUGCUAUUCAGACUUCUGAAACAACUAUUACUCAAGACAAUUCUGCUUUGAAGGAAGAAGUAGAUAAGAUAUUUCAAAAAGGAACCAAUACAGAAACUAUUUCUACUAACAUAAAAAUAUCCGAUGAUGAUGAAGUUAACCCUGUAAUUCCAAUAAUUCCUGUUAACACACAAACAAAUAAUGAAAAAACUGUUACGAAUGUAUAUGAGUAUAAUGAAAAACUUACUCAAAAUAGUGACAAUAUCAAGGAGGGUUGGAUACAGAUUCCGAAAUUACAUUAUCAUCCAGCAACAACUAAUUCUGUAGAGAAUACUAAUGAAGUUUCAGAGUCUAGCAAGUCAGUGUAUAGCUUUUUGAAGGACACAAUCAACAACAUUCCAUCGCAAAACAAUGUCCCCUUCAUUGGCACCCAGUCAAAUCAGGAUCUCCCUACUCCAAACUUUGACAAUCUUGAAGAUCUACUGAACCGGACUAGAUUAAACAACACCACUGUGGUUUAUACUAGAUCGAUAGAUUUACCUCCUUAUAUACCAAAUGGUUUGUCCGCUCCACCUACACUAGGAUUUAAAGAAAACAACUACUUAACGGCUCCAGAUCCAUCUAAUCCACCUGCUCCUUUGAAUCGUCAACCAAAUACUCUUCUAAUAGACGAUUGGUUGGAGAUGAGUAGGAAGAUGUAUAAUAAACUUUCACCAGAAGAUAAAAGAAAAGUGUAUGAAGCUAACAAAGCUGUAGUUACAGGAAAAUAUAGAUAUGAUAACGACGACAUCUCUGACGUCAAGAUGAAGUUGCUGAAAGAUAACUAUUUAGUAGCAGAUAGAAUCAAGGAUCCUGCUAUCGAUGUCAGAAUUAAAGGAGGCGGUAAUACUAGAAGUAAUACUAUAAAGAACUAUUUUGAUACAAUAAAUUCUAUAGAAAAUGAAACUAAAACAGACUCUGAAUUAAGAACAAACAAAAUCAAAUUGGGAAGUAGAAUAGGCUUUCCUGAAGAAGGUAACUUCAAUAAUAAGCCUUUUCCAGAAAAAUCAGAUGUAAAAAGUUAUACAGUAAAGGAGAGUGAUUCCAAAAAAGAUAAUGAACCUUUAAAUGUUAAAGAAAAAACAGUAGAAAAUACGGCUUCGUUUAAAAAUAAUUUAAAAACAAAAACAAGUGACGCUAUUAGACAUACACUAGAUAAAGGGACUAAACUAUCAAGUCAAACUGAAUCAACCGUGUUAACUCAAACAAAACCGUCAUUUCCAACAUCACUUUCGAACAUCGAUAAUGAACGAAUAAAAAAUAGCAAAGAAUUUGAUGAUUUUGAAAGACCUGUCAUUCCUGAUAAUGUCUUGGCAAUGUUUGAUCCUAAUUUUGAUGACAAAGACACCUCCGAUAAUGAAAUACAGGAUGACGAUGAACCUUCACCGUUGACAACCAAACAGGCUGCUGUUACAACGACAACACUACCACCAAUACCUCUACCACCUCCACCACCGCAAAAACUACCACGUGCUCCACUGUCAAUACCUCGUCCAUCAAUAUCACAACCUCCAUUUCCACCAUCACCAGCUUCAAGACCAGCUACUCCCAAUAUUCCACCUAUGCUAAAUGAAAAUUAUGCCCACACCUUAUGGUCCAGUGCUAGCAAUAACAUAGCGGCAAGACCACCUCCACCUAGGCGCCCAAUAUAUCGGCCCAGUAGACCUAUUAAUAGGCCCACUUCAAAUGAUAUUUUGGCAGAAAUUUUCAGCCAAAUUGUGGAAGGAGUUACAAGGACAAUUAUCACAGAAACAGCUAGAAAUUAUGGAGGACCGGCUGGUAUGGAAUUCAUUAGACGAUUGGGUCUAUAACUUUUGUUAUAAGAUUUUUUGUAAAUAUUUAUAUAUUAGUUUUAUUAAUAAAUCAAUGAUUUUAUAUUUUAUUUUAUUUA
This is a messenger RNA of Diabrotica virgifera virgifera (western corn rootworm), 2615 nucleotides long. RefSeq lists its product as uncharacterized. Lineage: Eukaryota; Metazoa; Arthropoda; Insecta; Coleoptera; Chrysomelidae. The transcript is spliced from 3 exons. The coding region runs from base 115 to 2535 and encodes 806 amino acids. The record is from RefSeq and is a predicted model, not a curated record.